ACAUUUGCCGUGUUGAUGAUAGAAUUUUUUGCCGAUUCGUGUAGUAUUUAUGUCGCUAUUCCAGGUUUCUACUCCACAGAUUUUGUGUACAAGAGAGAGCAGAUAAAGAACCAGGCGGAGAAGCCAAAGCCUUUCUCUAAAAGACGCCCUUAAAUCUCGGCCUUACGCUACACAUCAAGACAUAUGUCUCGUCUUUUGUCUUCCUCUCUCUCCCUCCUCUCUCUCCUCGCCCUGCUGACCGCUCUCUUUCCUUACGUCCUAUCAUUCAGAUGUUUUUCGACGGCAUGUCCGGGUGGAGCUGACAUAUGCAUAGAGCUGUGUCCCGAGGGUAUCAACAAGUGUCACACUGUGAGACGGACUAAUUCUUAUCCUGUAGAGAUGAGGUGCACAAACACACCUUCCUGCUCUCAGUCCUCUGAUUGCGUUUUCGAGACACUUCAAAAUUUUCAUAGUCUGCAUUAUUGCUGCUGUACUGGUGAUCUUUGUAAUAGGCUCGAUAACUACACUGAUUCUGUUGAUCCAAUCCUCAAUGUUACUAGUGCUAUACCUACAGUACCUGUCCCAGUCAGACCUUCUGAUGUCCUUAUUUGUGAGAGGUACAACUGCUCAUUCAACGAUGAUGGAAUUUGCUAUCACGGCUAUGAGGUUUGCCCGGAAACCUUUAGCUCCAAUCCUGAUGAUCAUUCCUGCAUAGCGACGUACCAUAAAAACCCAACGACGAACCUCAUUGAACUAAUGUACAAAGGCUGUCGCCACAAUAGACUACCAAACCCCUUAACUUUGCAAGCCUGUAGCAACUCCACUAGUAUGUGCCAUAUUGAUAAUCCACUAGUCUCAGAUCAGGACAGUGCCGUUUACUACUGUUGCUGUGGAGAGAGUCUUUGCAAUCAAAAUAUCACUUUUACUCAUCCUACUCAAGUCUCUACUUAUGGUUUGAUAGAAUGUUCCUCACGUAACUGUACCCAUUCUUGUCGGAUUAUUAAUAACGUCCCUGAGUGUUACUGUCCUACUGGAUAUGCUUUAUUCAAUGACUCUUCUUGCACUGAUAUUGAUGAGUGUGCCAUUAACAAUGGAGGUUGCUCUGAAACAUGCAUCAACACUCCUGGAAAUUACUCCUGCGAGUGUAACGCUGGAAGAUAUCUAAGCCCACACAGUGGCAGAUGUGAAGAUAAUGAUGGAAUAAUCUGUCUAUAUCGUAACUGUACACUUGAUGGUUCUUGUCACACUAAUACAACUGAACACUGUGCCUCCUCACAUUUGAUAUCUGAUGAUCUUAGGACAGAAACUCAUCUUCAUUAUUGUGUUGCUCUUUUUCAUUUCAUUAAUGGGACAUUCUAUCCUAACACUCAGUCAUGUUUCGCUGGUUCUCACUCUAGUUGUCAAAACACUAAUUGUACUCUGACCAAUAUUACCAGGCUCUCUCAUAAUAACGAUGUCUAUUCUUGUUGCUGCUAUGGUGAUCUCUGUAAUGAAAGGGGCCUGAUCUUUCCAGACUUUAACGCUACUAGCCCUAUUCCCAUGUCUUCCACUUCAUUAAUGGCCUCCUCUGAUUCUAUUACUAUCUUUCUAAGUUCUUCUCCUUAUGUCUCUGCUACUCAAACAGCUUCAAGUAAUAGAGUAGUAUAUCCAUCAGUAUUUGCAGCUCUUUUGCUGAUAAUGGUGUUAAUUCUCUGCAGUAUUUCGAUCAUCUUGUGUCGUGUGAGGGUAGCCUUCAGAAAAAGACUUGAUAUGAGCAACUAUCAGCUUUCGUCUCCUUCUCCAACUCUAUACGAUUCUCCCGAAUUUAUGAAAAUAAUCGGUCACGGUCGUUUUGCCCGUGUUUAUCAUGCACGAAUGGGUACCCGAGAUGUUGCCAUUAAGAUAUUCAACGGUACGCUACAAGCAAAGGGAAGCUGGACACAAGAGAAAGACAUAUAUGCCACAGAGAGACUGGAGCAUGAGAAUAUACUGAAAUUCCUCUAUCAUGAUCAUCGCUUUCACGAAGGUCAAGACACCUUGUGGCUUAUUUUUGAUUAUCAUUCGAACGGCUCUCUCUACGACUACCUCCAGCUUCACCGUCUCACGUUUGAUGAGCUAUUCUCUCUGUGUCUCUCGGGGGCGGCUGGGCUAGAGCACCUCCACUCUGUCGAUAAUUGUCCCGAGACUUAUAAGCCGGCCAUAGCCCACAGAGACCUAAAGAGUAAGAACAUACUGGUCAAGAAGGACAUGACCUGCUGCAUUAGUGACUUUGGGCUUGCUAUCAAAUUUGAUGGGGUUGAUAUGAUCCUCUCUGAAGCAAAGGGACAGGUUGGUACCAGUAGGUACAUGGCACCAGAGAUACUAGAGGGAGCAGUCCGGUUUAAUCAAGAAGCUUUUUUGAAGAUUGAUAUAUACGCCUUUGGACUUAUACUAUGGGAAAUGCUGUCUUGUUGCGAUCUGAAUAACAUCACUUCCAAUCCAAGUUACUAUCCUCCAUUUGAUGGCUGGGUUUCUGCAAAUCCUUCGAUUGAUGAAAUGAAGAGGAUUGUAGUCGAGGAGAAAAAAAGGCCGCCCAUUCCUCAAAAGUUUCAAACAAACCUGAAGUAUUCAUUCAUUGCUGAUAUUAUCGUGGAGUGUUGGGAUGAUGAUGCUGAUGGCCGACCUGCUGCGUCUCUCAUUUCAAGACGUCUGAGCGAGUUCCAAACGGCAGGUUAUACCGCGUCUCCACACCUUCCUCCUUUGAGCAACAAAUCAAGCAAAGAGUCUGGAUUUCACUCUCUGUCUGGCCAGCCACUUCUUUCGUCCUCAGGAGUAAACAACGAUGCCUUAGCUACUGACUAUAACAUUAACACCCCUUUACCGCCGACCCCAACACCCAGCAGCCCCAGUAUAACCCUCUCUCCUACUGAGAUUAAAUCCCAUACGGUUCAUGAUUUUUCAUCGUCAUCAACCUCUUCUUCCUCUUGCCCGACUCGCUCGUCUCUUCCCAUUCAUUUUUCUCCUGCUAAGAAGUCUGAUACUAGUGAUCCUAGGAGCAGGAAGGCCGUUACCCCGUUGAGAUCCAAUCCUGGGAAACCGACUGAUUUGGGUAGUGGGAAUAUCAGCGGAGGUGACCUUUUUAGCCAGUAUGACCUUUCGUCUAGUUCUGGUGCCGGAGACGUCGUGUCUCCUUUGUGUGAUGACGUGAGAAAGUUUUCGCUCCAGUUGGAUUACACGGAGGAUUUUAAACCCGAUAAUGAAGAGAACCCAACCGAGACUACAUUAUGAAUACCUAGCUAGCUUGCUUCUCUUUUUUAUACCCUAGCUCCCCCACCUUAACUCUCUCUCUCUCUUUCUCUCUCUUCUCCUCUUGUUUUAGUCCUUCAAUGUUGGUAGUGUCCAUUAUAAUAAUGGCCAGCUCCUGUGUUUUUUAUGUUUUUCUCACAUUCUCCCUCCAGUUCUCUCUUA
This is a messenger RNA of Amphimedon queenslandica, 3405 nucleotides long. Its product is annotated as bone morphogenetic protein receptor type-2-like. Gene Ontology annotation, cellular component: plasma membrane; signaling receptor complex. The record is from RefSeq and is a predicted model, not a curated record. The coding region runs from base 184 to 3225 and encodes 1013 amino acids. Gene Ontology annotation, biological process: cell surface receptor protein serine/threonine kinase signaling pathway; cellular response to growth factor stimulus; protein phosphorylation. Gene Ontology annotation, molecular function: ATP binding; calcium ion binding; transmembrane receptor protein serine/threonine kinase activity. The transcript has 13 exons. NCBI's taxonomy places the organism in Eukaryota, Metazoa, Porifera, Demospongiae, Haplosclerida, Niphatidae.